UUAUAUUAUUUUUGGUUACACCCUUCGUUCUUCUCACCAGCAAAGCUCAAACCUUGAAGUUCGCUCUCUAAUGGCGUUUUUCUCCUCCACCUCCCGUGCUAUCCUUCGGCGUCUUUCCAGCAAUCGCUAUGCUCUUACCCCUGGUCGAGCUCUUUCCUCCUCUGCUGUUGACACCAGUGGCUACCACGUCAGUGGUGGCCCGUCCUUCAUGCGCGGCACGGUGUUCUGGGAGCCCAACAAGCCGCUCACAAUCGAGGACUUCCACAUGCCCCGACCCAAAUCUGGAGAGGUCCUGAUUAAGACAAAAGCAUGUGGAGUCUGUCAUUCUGAUCUUCAUGUCAUGAAAGGCGAACUUCCAUUUUCUAGCCCUUGCGUUGUGGGCCAUGAGAUCACCGGAGAGGUUGUUGAACAUGGUGCCCACACUGAUAGUGGGAUUGUGAAAAGGUUUCCCAUUGGGGGUCAUGUGGUCGGAGCAUUUAUUAUGCCUUGUGGUAAUUGCUUCUUUUGUGUAAAGGGCCAAGAAGAUCUUUGUGAGGCAUUCUUUGCAUAUAACCGAGCAAGAGGAACACUUUAUGAUGGUGAAACCCGAUUGUUUUUGCGUAGCAAUGGAAAGCCUGUGUACAUGUACAGUAUGGGUGGUCUUGCUGAAUACUGUGUUGUGCCUGCUAAUGCAUUAGCAGUUCUCCCUAACUCACUGCCCUAUUCUGAAUCAGCUAUUCUAGGUUGUGCAGUCUUCACUGCUUAUGGUGCUAUGAGACAUGCAGCUGAGCUGCGUGCUGGUGAUUCUGUUGCUGUCAUUGGUGUUGGUGGUGUUGGGUCAAGUUGCUUGCAAAUAGCACGAGCUUUUGGGGCAUCCGAGAUUAUUGCUGUUGAUGUUCUUGAUGAAAAGCUUCACAGUGCAAAAUUGCUUGGAGCUACUCACACUAUAAAUGCAAUGAAGGAGGAUGUUGUUGAUCAAAUCAAGGAAAUUACUGGAGGAAUGGGGGUAGAUGUAGCUAUCGAAGCAUUGGGGAAGGCAUCAACUUUUGCACAAUGCACAAAAAGUGUACGAGAUGGAGGAAAAGCUGUGAUAAUAGGCCUUGCAGCAACUAAUGUUGUGGGUGAGGUAGACAUUACCCGCCUUGUUCGCAGACAGGUGAAGAUUAUCGGAUCAUAUGGUGCGAGAGCAAGACAAGAUCUUCCGCAAGUAGUUAAGCUUGCGGAGGCUGGCACAUUUGACCUACAAAAUACUGUUUCAAGAAAAUGCCAAUUUGAGGAAGCAAACCAAGCUUUUGAGGAUCUGAACCAUGGAAAAAUUGUUGGCCGAGCAGUGGUUGAGAUAAUGUAGCUCAAUCUUUGAACCAUGAUCAAGUAAAUACAUUGGCCUGGUGUUGCUGCUGAUUCAUUGCCAUCAGCAGCGAAGGUUGUUGUUAGUUCUUGGUGUUAUCCAUUUGAAUGGUUAUUAAUGAGAAACACUCAUGCAAAUAAAUGGGUUUUUGGGUUUCA
This is a messenger RNA of Dioscorea cayenensis subsp. rotundata (Guinea yam), 1485 nucleotides long. RefSeq names its product alcohol dehydrogenase. The coding region runs from base 71 to 1327 and encodes 418 amino acids. NCBI's taxonomy places the organism in Eukaryota, Viridiplantae, Streptophyta, Magnoliopsida, Dioscoreales, Dioscoreaceae. The transcript has 8 exons. Gene Ontology annotation, molecular function: oxidoreductase activity. The record is from RefSeq and is a predicted model, not a curated record.